Molecule: messenger RNA, 4486 nt
Organism: Tachysurus vachellii
Lineage: Eukaryota; Metazoa; Chordata; Actinopteri; Siluriformes; Bagridae
Gene: rps6ka3a
Product: ribosomal protein S6 kinase a, polypeptide 3a
Exons: 22
Coding region: 406-2607 (733 amino acids)
Biological process (GO): intracellular signal transduction; protein phosphorylation
Molecular function (GO): magnesium ion binding; ATP binding; ribosomal protein S6 kinase activity
Source: RefSeq, a predicted model, not a curated record
UUUUUUAAAAACCGGAAGUGAGGGAUCUCUGCGUUAGAAAGUGUUUAGCUGCGAAAAGUUUUUACUUUUGAGGAAUUUAGUGAUUAGGAAGUGAUUUAGAGCGAAGUUACAGUGUGUACUGAGUAAACAACACCAUCGGAGAUACUUCAGGGGUUGAUUGAAGUUCCCUGUGUCAGUGCUUAAGGAUUUAAUUCGUAUAAAGUUUGUGUGUGUGUGAGUUUGUGUGAGAGUGUGUGUGAGAGAGGGUGUGUAACUGUGUGUGUGUGUAACUGUGUGUGUGUGUAAGUGUAAGUGUGUGUAACUGUGUGUGUGUGUGUGUGUGUGUGUGUGUGUGUGUAACUGUGUGUGUGUGUGUGUGUGUGUGUGUGUGUGUAAGUGUGUGUAAGUGUGUGUGAGAGAGAGAAGAUGCCUCUUGCGCAGUUCGCAGAUCCGUGGCAGAAACCGCAGCUCCGUCUUCUGGAGAAUGAAGUGAUUGAUGACACAAUGGGGGAGGAGGAAGCUCCGCUUACUGAUGAAUGUCCAGUGAAGGAGAUCACAAUCACACACCUGGUGAAGGAAGGAUCAGAGAGAGCAGAACCAAAACACUUUGAUCUCUGCAAAGUCCUCGGGCAGGGAUCAUUUGGCAAGGUUUUCCUUGUGAGAAAGGUAACAGGGCCUGAUGCAGGACAGCUCUACGCCAUGAAGGUCCUCAAAAAAGCGACACUGAAAGUGAGAGAUCGUGAAAGGACAAAAAUGGAGCGCGACAUCCUGGUGGAGGUGAAUCACCCUUUUAUCGUCAAACUGCAUUAUGCCUUUCAGACGGAGGGGAAACUCUAUUUAAUCCUGGACUUUCUGAGAGGAGGAGAUUUAUUCACACGCCUUUCUAAAGAGGUAAUGUUCACUGAGGAGGAUGUGAAGUUCUAUCUCGCUGAAUUAGCUUUGGCUCUGGAUCAUUUACAUGGCCUGGGGAUCAUCUACAGAGACCUCAAACCUGAGAAUAUUCUUCUGGAUGAUCAAGGUCAUAUUAAACUCACUGAUUUUGGCCUCAGUAAGGAGUCUAUAGAUCAUGAAAAUAAGGCAUACUCAUUUUGUGGAACUGUGGAGUACAUGGCGCCCGAGGUGGUGAACCGCAGAGGCCACUCCCACAGCGCUGACUGGUGGUCGUACGGUGUCUUAAUGUUUGAGAUGUUGACUGGAAUGCUGCCAUUUCAGGGUAAAGAUCGUAAAGACACCAUGACGAUGAUAUUAAAGGCGAAGUUGGGGAUGCCACCAUAUCUAAGUUCUGACGCUCAGUCUCUUCUGCGCAACCUGUUUAAAAGAAAUCCUGGAAAUCGACUUGGGGCUGGACCUGAUGGAGUUGAGGAGAUCAAAAGACAUCCAUUCUUUGCUACCAUUGACUGGAAUAAACUUUUCCGCAGAGAGUUAAAGCCACCAUUUAAACCAGCGAUUGGUCGACCAGAUGACACCAUUUACUUUGAUGCUGAGUUCACCGCCAAAACUCCGCGAGACUCCCCUGGUGUGCCACCCAGUGCGAAUGCUCAUCAGCUCUUUAGAGGGUUUAGUUUUGUAGCAGUUGGAGCUGAAGAGCUAAAUGAACCUCCUAUACAGACCAAUACUAACAUUAGCACAGUGCUGCAGCAUCGCAGCACAUUAGUGUUCGGUGAUGUGUAUGAUGUGAAGGAGGACAUCGGUGUCGGCUCAUACUCCAUCUGCAAACGCUGCAUACACAAGAGCACAGGCAUGGAGUAUGCUGUGAAGAUGAUCAAUAAAGAGAAGAGAGACCCUGCAGAGGAGGUGGAGAUUCUACUGAGAUAUGGACAACACCCUAACAUCAUCACACUCAAAGAUGUGUAUAAUGAUGGACGCUCAGUGUUUUUGGUCACUGAGCUGAUGAAAGGCGGUGAGCUGCUUGAUAAAAUCCUGCGUCAGAAGUUUUUCUCAGAACGUGAGGCCAGUGCUGUCUUACACACCAUCACCAAGACUGUGGACUAUCUGCAUACACAGGGGGUGGUGCACAGAGAUCUAAAGCCCAGUAACAUACUUUACGUGGAUGAGUCGGGGAAUCCUGAGUCCAUCCGGAUCUGUGACUUCGGAUUCGCAAAGCAACUGAGAGCUGAGAACGGCCUGCUGAUGACCCCAUGCUACACUGCUAACUUUGUUGCUCCUGAGGUGCUGAAAAAGCAGGGCUAUGAUGAGGCAUGUGAUAUCUGGAGUCUGGGUGUGCUGCUCUACACCAUGCUCACAGGGUUCACUCCAUUUGCUAACGGUCCUGAUGACACACCUGAUGAAAUCCUGUCUCGCAUCGGCAGUGGAAAGUUUUCUCUCACCGGAGGCUACUGGAACUCUGUAUCCAAUGAGGCAAAGGACCUGGUGUCUAAGAUGCUUCAUGUUGAUCCUCAUCAACGACUGACAGCGUCCCAGGUGCUGCAUCACCCCUGGAUCAUCCACAAAGACCGGCUUCCUAAAUUUCAACUCAACCGCCAUGAAGCGCCACAACUUGUUAAAGAAGCAAUGGCUGCUACGUACUCUGCUCUGAACAGAAACGUGUCUCCAGUGUUGGAUCCUGUUGGUUGCUCCACGCUAGCACAACGUCGUGGCCUCAAAAAGCUAACCUCAACUGCUCUCUGACCUCUGAACUUUUGACCCCUCAGCAUAAAUCCAAAUCCUUACAAAAUAGUGAUUCUGCAGGAAACUUUGCGUUUUAUUAGAGAUCAGCGAUUUUAAUCUGUUUCUAUGGCAAUUCGUUUUAUUGGGAGCAAGAAAUGACAUUCUGAAAAGUGUUUGUGAUCAGAUUUCACUUUUACACCUUUUUACACGUUUUUUGUUUGUUUCAGGAAAAAAUAGUGUGUGUGUGUGUGUGUGUGUGUGUGUGUGUGUGUGUGUGUGUGUUGAUUCUCAGUUUCAGUAAAUAUCAAAUUAGUGAUUCUGGUCUUGUCAUGACAUCAAGCUUUUAAUAAGUUGUUUUAAUAACUUGUUGUCAUGGUUACAGUGAGUGAUUGUGACUGAUAUUAAAGACAUUAAGCACAAUCAGAUGCAAGGCUUUAACAGUUCUACCCUUUUGUGUUUGUAGACAAAAACGUCCACUAAAUUAAACUUAUAUAAGCAUGUAUCAGAUUAACAGAUUUAUGCAAAAUAUAUAUAUAAAGUAUUAAUCAACCUCAGUUCUAAUCAAAAAAGUACUAAAUCUUUAAAAAAAAAACAAUUACUUUUUAUUUACUAAUUAAUUGAUGUCUCAAAUUUGCAUAAUAAUACACAUAUUGACAUAUUUUAUUUUUUUACCUUUUAUUACACUUGAAUAUGUCAAAGACGACUAAAAACAUUGGCUUUUAUGCAUUGUUUUUGUGCAGCAUUAGAUUUUAAUUAUUUCUCCCUCAUUUAUAGAUCAGGGCUGUUGAACUGAAAUGACAAAUUUUACCUCUCAGCAGAUGGAACCAUUAACAAGCAAGAAUGCAUGUUUUUAGUGAUGUCAUGGCCAUGCAAUGAACAAAUGUGCUUAUAUUGGCUGUCACUGGGGACGUGAAAAAAUUCCAAUCUGAUGCUGCACAAAAGCUAACAAUGCAAUCCAAUGUUGUUAGUAAACUUUGACAUGUCCAAGACUCUAAUAAUGUAUAAAGAAAAAAUCCAGUUUGCUUUUAUUAUAUUAAAAAUUAGUCAUUUUUUGUGUAUUUUUAUGUAAAUUUGUGACAUCAUUAAUUACAUUAGUAAUUAAUACGUUUUUAAAAAUGUGGUUCAUUAACAGAUUUAUGCAAAAAAAAUGUAUUGUUUUUUUAAAUAAAAUUAAUUUCAUUACAUUUAUGGACAUUUUUGUUCUCAAAGCACACGUAUGGGUUUAAACUCAAACAUUAUACAGUAAACUGUACUAUAACAUUAUAGACCGGGUCAAAAUAUUCAAAAUACUCUUUCAAAAGUACGCUGUAUAAACGUUUGUCCCAAAAAGUCAUUACUCUAGCUGACAUUAUGCCCCUGAAUGGACAAAAAUGUCCUAAAGUCGGGUCCAGAAGUGUUUAUGUAGUGUAACUGAUUAUCAACUUGUGCACACACACACACACACACACUCUUGUUUGAUAUCACAUCCUUUUGUCUGUAUGUAUAAGUGAUGUACUGUAGAUGACACGGUGAUGGGAUUGUGUGUGUGCUGUUUUUUUAUAAUGUCCUUUUUUCCAUUUCCUGUAUGUUAUUUUGGUUAUAUGUGAUGUGAUGAUCAACAGAUUAAGUAGAUUUUUUACACACUUUGUAAAAAGGCUCACACUGACACACACUCUGCACUUUAAUGUGUAUUUGUUACUCAGAUGAGUGUUUAUCAGGUCUGAGUCACAUGACUGUUCAUGAUUUUCACACUUGGGUGUGUGUCUGUGUUACAGCAAAACCUGUUCUCCUUUCUUUGUGAUUUUAAUCAUUUUUCUUACCACUCUAGUGGACAAUCAGAUGUUAUUAAUAAUAAAUGUAAUCAUAAAAUUCAUUACUGUAAGAAAUAAAAAAAUGUAAGAAAUAAAAGGAUGAUGGUGAA